AUGCACACCACUGCAGAGCUCAUGCAGAUCUACGAAUCGGACAAACACCUCUCCCGGUACUUGCAUAUCAUCCGAGAUUCAGUUGUCUACCCGAUCAUUUAUGAUGCAGAGGACCACGUGUUGAGUAUGCCACCUAUCAUCAACUCGGAGCAUAGUAAGAUCACGCUGGAGACUAAGAAUGUGUUCAUUGAUACGACUGCAACGGAUGAUACGAAGUUGCAGAUCGUGAUUAAUAUGGUGGCGAUCCCUCCUACCCUCUCAUCCAAUGACCCCGACGCUCUAAUCGUUUCACUCCCAUGCACUCGUCCUGACAUCUUCCACGAAGUCGACAUAAUGGAAGACGCAGCAGUCGCUUACGGGUUCAACAUUCCUCCAGACCAGCACAACCGCACAACCAUCACCGAUCAGCGGGCUGACGAGGUCAUCCGGAGGGAAUGGGCGAUGGCAGGAUGGAUCGAAGCAUUACCUUUCAUUCUCAUACGUCCCUUCUCCCCUCAACGCCUAUACACGUCUAACCCAACCUAA
This is a messenger RNA of Suillus subalutaceus, 525 nucleotides long. RefSeq lists its product as uncharacterized. Gene Ontology annotation, cellular component: phenylalanine-tRNA ligase complex. Gene Ontology annotation, biological process: phenylalanyl-tRNA aminoacylation. Lineage: Eukaryota; Fungi; Basidiomycota; Agaricomycetes; Boletales; Suillaceae. The transcript has 2 exons. Gene Ontology annotation, molecular function: ATP binding; RNA binding; phenylalanine-tRNA ligase activity. Bases 1 to 525 code for a protein of 174 amino acids. The record is from RefSeq and is a predicted model, not a curated record.